This is a messenger RNA of Zophobas morio, 3922 nucleotides long. Its product is annotated as probable multidrug resistance-associated protein lethal(2)03659. Gene Ontology annotation, cellular component: membrane. Gene Ontology annotation, molecular function: ABC-type transporter activity; ATP hydrolysis activity; ATP binding. Bases 167 to 3904 code for a protein of 1245 amino acids. Lineage: Eukaryota; Metazoa; Arthropoda; Insecta; Coleoptera; Tenebrionidae. The transcript has 8 exons. The record is from RefSeq and is a predicted model, not a curated record. Gene Ontology annotation, biological process: transmembrane transport.
UGGACGUAAAAAAUGAACCUUAUUAACACCAAUGCCAUUCAUACAACAUAAAUGUUACUUGUUAAAAACGUGAACAGUGAGUUCCAUUAUCAGACCAAAAUGGCAACAUUCUUCAUAUGUAUUACCACCUUUGCAAACCAAAACGACUAAAGGUCGAUAUUUUUCAAUGGAUUCACCGCGAACAAAAAAGAUUAUAAUUAAUAAGACGUCGAAAAAUGGUCAUCCCAAGGAGGAGGCAAAUUUCUUGUCACACUUUUUAUUCUGUUGGCAGUUAAAAACAGUUUUCAAGUGUUGGAAAAAUGGUGUAACUGACGACAACUUCACAACACCGAUAAGAGAUCAUGAGUCACAACUAGUAGGAGACAGACUUGAAGCACUAUGGAAUAAAGAAAAUAUUUCAAGAAAAAAACCAUCUUUUACCAGAGCAUUGGCACAGUUUUUGGGUAUCAAAUAUGUGCUUCUUGGACUACUUUUUUCUAUAGUAGAUACACUAUCAAUGUUCCUUCAAUCCCUAUAUCUGGGUAAACUAUUGGAAUAUUUCUCAGAAAACAAAAAACUUACGGCCAAAGAAGCAUAUAUUUAUGGACUGGCCGUUGUUUUAUCUAUUUUACUUCGAGUGAUAAGUUUCCAGUUCCAUUAUUUGGAAAUUUUCAGUACUGGUUUGAAAGUUCGUACAUCUUGCUGCUCUUUAAUAUAUAGAAAGAUUAUAACUUCGAAAUUCGCCACUAUACAAAAAAAUUCUUUAGCACAUAUAUUAAACUUGUUCUCUACCGACCUUGACAAAUUUGAGACGGUUUUUUGUUAUUUUCACCGUAUGUGGAGCGCUAUUUUGAAAAUCAUCGUAGCAACAUUGUUGUUUCUUUCAUUGUCUAGUUAUCAAGGGGCCGUUGGAGUGGGAAUAAUAGUAAUUUUUUCACUUUCUCAACAUUUUUUUUUCACGAGAGCUGCUGCUCGAAGAGAAAAAGUGACCAAAGAAAGAGACAGUCGGAUACACAUAAUGAACGAUAUUAUUUUUAGAAUGAGAGAAAUCAAAACGUAUGCUUGGGAGACGCCUUUCGCUGAACUCAUAAAUAAAAUUAGGAGAUGUGAAGUUACACAUAUGAGAAAACUGAAUCACAUAUGGAACGAAAACAAUACAAUUGCGGCGUACAUUCACAAAAUAUCUAUUUACGUUUUUAUUAUACUUUUAGCAACGACUGGUACUCCUUUAAACCCACAGUUGAUUUUUAUGUCUGUAAAUAUUUACAAUUUACUUAAGAUAUCGGUGCAACAUUCAAUUAUUGCCGUUAAUUUAAUGUCAGAUCUGAAAGAGUGUAUAACCCGUAUCGAAACAUUUUUGCUUUCGGAUGAUGAAUCAAGAGUUGACACAGAAAAAAUAGAAGGUAUAGCAUGUUGUAAAAUAUAUGCUCAUAAUUUAACAGCUAAAUGGAACCCAUCACAAAACGCGGCUAUAAAAGACAUAAAUUUUAUACUUAGUGGAGGUCAGCUGGUUGCUGUUACCGGAAACACAGGGAGUGGAAAGUCUUCUUUGCUCCAAACUAUAUUACAAGAACUAUUUAUAGUUGACGGAAUUCUCUCCCAGGAUGGUUUGAUAUCUUAUGCAUCACAAAAUCCAUGGAUAUUCUCGGCAACCAUCCAAGAAAACAUCAUAUUUAAUGAAACCUUUAACCAGAACAAGUAUUUGAAUGUUCUUAAAAUUUGCGCUUUAGAAUAUGACAUAUCUCUUUUUUCCCAUGGAGACCAAACACUGGUAGGAGAAAGAGGAGCUAUGUUAAGUGGGGGCCAAAAAGCCAGAAUUAACUUGGCACGAGCUAUAUACAAAGAUGCAGACAUCUAUCUUUUAGAUAAUCCUCUAGCGGCAAUGGAUGUAUCUGUCGCUCAACAAAUUUUUACUCAGUGUAUUUUGCAAUACCUAAAAACCAAAAGUGUUUUACUAAUAACACACAAUUUAAAAUUUCUCAAUUAUUCCGACAAAGUAUAUGUUCUAGAAGACGGGAAGAUAAAGUUUUUCGGAAAAUAUGAAACACUAGAAGAGACACCAAAUAGCAUACAAGAAUACAAUAACAAAACAGUAACAAAACUUUCUGAAAAAAAUUAUAAAGCCCAAAUUGAAACUAAAGAACAUAGAGGUAGUCAUAAAGUCAACACAUAUACAACAUAUUUAUUUGCCAAUAAAAGCAAGUUCUUCGUUUAUCUUCAGUUCUUCCUUUUCAUUUUAACUCAAGUUUUUAUAAACGGUUCAGACGCGUUUUUGUCUUUCUGGAUCAAUUUGCGGCAAAAUCCUACUAGUUUUAACACAACACUACUACAAUACUUUUCCGAAGUUAAAUGUUUGUACAUUUACAGUGGAUUUAUUCUAAUAAUGGUAUUUUUGUUUCACGUGGGUUCGCUAAAUUUUGUAGAAUGCUGUAAUAACUGCUCCGUUAAGCUGCACGAUACGUUGUUCAACAAAAUUCUGUAUGGGACUAUGAAUUUCUUCGACAACCAUGCAUCUGGUCGAAUUAUUAAUAGAAUUUCUGGUGAUAUAAAUACAAUCGAUGAGAUCAUCCCCAAAAACAUGUAUCAAGUUGCGAGACAUGUUUGUUCUAUGUUAGGUGUUUAUGUCGUUGUCAGUGCUAUAAAUUAUUACAUGAUUCUCCCAACACUAAUUUUGUCGGGAAUUUUUUAUUACUGUCUACAAGCUUUCCGACCAGUACUUAAUAGCUUGAAGAAAAUCGCUGCCACACGUAAAAGUCCUAUUUAUAGUCACGUGGUUACUACCAUUGACGGAUUGACAACCAUCAAAGCUUCAAAGGCCCAAAAACAUUCUUUGUCAAAAUUUGAACGUCAUCAAGAUUCUUAUAACUCCAUUAAGUAUCUGCAUCAAGCUCUGGAUAGUUCUUAUGCUUUUUGGACAGAGUUCACGUGCAUGUUAUAUGUAGCUGUUGUCAUAUUCUUUCUAAUAAUCUUCAAAAAAAGUGAUAUGGUAGGAAACGUUGGAUUAUCCAUUACACAAUCCCUCUUAUUGACUUCGUCGAUACAGUACAUGAUCAGGAUUUAUGGUGAUCUUGACACACAGAUGACUUCAGUUGAAAGAGUCGUGGAAUAUGAUGACCUAACAAUUGAAGAUAUUAAUAAAAGUGAAGUUAAUCCUCCUACCACAUGGCCUGCAGAAGGCAAAAUACUAUUUCAAUCGGUCUCCAUGCGAUAUUCUCCAGAAAAACCGUAUAUCCUCAGAAACGUCGAUGUGGAAAUUCACUCUGGUGAAAAAAUAGGAAUCGUCGGCAGAACUGGUGCUGGAAAAUCAUCUUUAAUAAAUGCACUCUUUCACCUGUACGAAUACGAAGGAACAAUAUUAAUAGACAACGUCGAUAUAAAAAUGGUUCCUCUUGGCACUCUGAGAUCUCGAAUAGCGACUGUUCCUCAAGAUCCUGUUCUUUUUUCAGGUACUAUACGCGAAAAUUUAGAUCCUUUCAAGGAAUUCACGGACUGCCAGUUAUGGAAUGUUCUGGAAGAAGUGAAUCUAAAACAUAUUGUUUCAAAUUUACCCUCUGGUUUGAGCAGUUCUCUUUCGGAAGCCGGAGUCAAUUUUAGUACGGGACAGAAACAACUAAUGUGUUUAGUUAGAGCUAUUUUGAAAAAAUCCACAAUUAUUGUUCUUGACGAAGCAACUGCCUUUCUUGACUUAGACACCGACAAACUAAUUCAAGCUACAAUUCAGAAGAUAUUUCAUAAGGCAACAGUUUUAAGAAUUGCACAUAGACUGGACAGUGUGAUGCAUUCGGAUAAGAUUUUGGUUUUAGACGAUGGUUGUGUUGUGGAAUUUGGCACCCCGAAUGAACUUCUACAAAACGUAGAUGGUUAUUUUUACAAAUACGUCCACGAAUAUGAAAAUUCUUCAUUAAACAAUCAGACUUCCAUUUGAAAAUUUAAGUUGAAAUAA